CCCAGAAAGCUUACCAAGCAGUAGAUAAAUAUUAAGAAACCUGAAAAAAAAAAAAAAAAAAUCUGCACUGUAUGCUCAGAAUGGAAAUAAAAGCAGGGACCCAUCAGCUGCCUGCCCAUGAUGAUGGAUUGAAGGUGCUUUGUGCAGCUCAUGUCCCUGUAUCUCAUCUGUACCAAGCUCUGCUUCUCCUUUGGAUUGCAUUGACAGAACAAACUGUUUCUGCAAGGUUUUGCAGGAUCUGUACAGCGUGCUGACUGAUGUACUGAUGCUGAAGGUCCAUCUGUUCUAAUACCUUGUUUCCCACUGAAUUUGGCUUCUCAUGCCUACGCUCUGCAGCAAUACAGAGAAAUGUGAUUGCUUUCCCUUUCUGGAGAAAAGUCACUUGAGUGCAACAGAGCAAGAGGGGAGCAGCAGUGGCCCUGGUCUGUACAUUGGAGACCACUAAGGGGUCCAACAGAAUCACCCGCCAUCCUUGAAAAUAAGCUGGGAGCACGAAUCCUGACAGAACGGCAGCAUUCACCUCGAGUCACUCCAACCUGAAGACUUUCGAUAGGAAGUAACCAAGAGCUCGGGGGCGUUUUCUGAGCCGUGGGUGAAGCAAAACAGGUGCCCUUUCUUUUAUUUGGACAGAGCCACGUAGCCGUGUAUUGCUUUUUUUCCCCCACGCUGCACCCAGGUGUUCCCACACCUGCUCUCGGUGUUGCCCACGGUGUCACUGGGGCGCGGAUGCUGCCCUUCUGAUUGCCACAGUUUUGUGUGAAGAAAUUCUUCAGCCAUGGAUGUGUUCAUGAAAGGACUAAACAAGGCAAAGGAGGGAGUUGUAGCAGCAGCAGAGAAAACCAAGCAAGGAGUGGCUGAAGCAGCAGGAAAGACAAAAGAGGGAGUCCUCUAUGUGGGUUCCAGGACCAAGGAAGGAGUUGUUCAUGGUGUCACAACGGUGGCUGAGAAGACCAAAGAGCAGGUAUCCAAUGUUGGGGGAGCUGUGGUGACAGGGGUGACGGCAGUGGCCCAGAAGACAGUGGAAGGAGCAGGGAAUAUUGCUGCAGCCACUGGCUUGGUGAAGAAGGAUCAGCUGGCUAAACAGAAUGAAGAAGGUUUCCUGCAGGAAGGGGUGGUGAAUAAUACUGAUAUUCCUGUGGAUCCUGAGAAUGAGGCUUAUGAAAUGCCUCCAGAGGAAGAGUAUCAAGAUUAUGAACCUGAAGCAUGAAAAAUCUUUUCUUCCUUUAUAUCUCCUGAAAUCUACUAACAAAGACAUCCCAUCCUGUACAAGUGCUGAGUUCCAAUGUGCCCAGUCGUAAAAUUUUUUUACAGUUUUUACAGUGUAUUUUGAAGUCUUCCAUCAGCAAUGAUUGGAGUAUCUGUGACUGCAUCCACCUUGUUUCAGCAUUUCCCUCCUGCUGAAAUGAAAGCUGGUUGGCAGGGUCAUUGUUGUGCUGUGGAUAUUGUGGCUUCACUUUUAAAAGUUAAAAACAAAAUACUAAAUAAAAACACCUAAGUGUCUACUGCUUAUUUCUAACUCUGUACAUGUUUUGUUGAUAGGCUGUCAGUAAUUUGAUAUUGUUUAUGAUACGAUUUUUAUUUGUUUCCUAUGACUAUUAUUUCUGUGCAGAAAAGACUUAUUGUGAAAGCUUUAUGUAAAUGUUAUGUAUUAUAUAUAUAAAAAAGUAACUGAGCAUGAACUAUGCACCUAUAAAUAUUAACUGUUGAAAUCUUAUUGUUGUGUGAUGUGUUUUAUUAACUUGUGUCUGUAAAUAAUGGUGUUCAACUGAAGCAAAUAAAAUGUAACCUGUUAAAAAUGAA
Lagopus leucura (white-tailed ptarmigan) is the source of this 1800-nucleotide messenger RNA. It is a transcript of the gene SNCA, whose product is annotated as synuclein alpha. Gene Ontology annotation, molecular function: cuprous ion binding. The record is from RefSeq and is a predicted model, not a curated record. Bases 776 to 1207 code for a protein of 143 amino acids. Lineage: Eukaryota; Metazoa; Chordata; Aves; Galliformes; Phasianidae. The transcript is spliced from 8 exons. Gene Ontology annotation, biological process: regulation of dopamine secretion; synapse organization; chemical synaptic transmission. Gene Ontology annotation, cellular component: axon terminus; cytoplasm; neuronal cell body.